GAUCCCCUUUGGGCUAUUUUGUCGGUGUUGUUGUUUCGAGCGGAACGGGAACGACGAGAUCGAGUGGUCACUGGCUGGUGGCGUCGGUGUCUCAGACUCGAUUGCCAGGGCGGCCAGGUCCCUGGGCUACCUAUCAAGGCGAGCAUUGAAACAAUUGGAAAGGGCCGGUGACGGGUGGAGCGUUUGUGCCAAUUGCCGGCACACAACAGAGACGGCUGUGUUAAGACUUGUUCGACCGUCAGUCGACGACUCACCUUCAUCAUGUCGGCCUCGGCCAUCUACAUCCUGGACCUCAAGGGCAAGGCCUUGAUCUCGCGCGACUACCGUGGUGACUUGCCGCGCAACUGCAUUGACGAGUUUUUGGCCCUAGCCCUUGACAAUGAGGACGAAGGCGUUGCAACGCCCAUUGUUUCAAGCGACAAGGCCAACUACAUGUACAUCAAACACGAGAACCUCUACGUGGUGGCUGCUAGCAAGAAGAACGCCAACGCCGCGCUAGUCUUUGUGUUCCUUCACCGCCUGGUCGAGAUUCUGAUUGACUAUUUUACAACGCUGGAGGAGGAAUCCAUUCGCGACAACUUUGUCAUCAUCUACGAGCUCCUUGACGAGCUAAUGGACUUUGGUUAUCCGCAAUUCACCGAGUCUCAGAUUUUGCAGACAUACAUUACACAGACGGGCCGCAAGCUGGAGGCGGCGGCACCUCGCCCACCCAUGGCCGUGACCAAUGCUGUCUCGUGGCGCGCGGAUGGCAUCAAGCACCGCAAGAACGAGGUAUUUUUGGAUGUGGUCGAAUCGAUCAAUCUACUGGUCAGCGCCAGCGGCAAUGUGCUGCACUCGGACAUUGCGGGCUCGGUGCAAAUGCGCGUUCAGCUCAGCGGCAUGCCCGAGCUGAGACUGGGUCUGAACGACAAGGUCGUCUUUGAGUCGACGGGUCGCCGCGGCGGCAAGGGCAAGAGUGUGGAGUUGGAAGACGUCAAGUUUCAUCAAUGCGUGCGGUUAUCACGAUUUGACACGGAUCACACGAUCAGCUUUGUGCCGCCCGAGGGCGAGUUUGAGCUCAUGUCCUAUCGACUGACGCAACAUGUCAAGCCAUUGAUCUGGAUUGAGAGUGUGAUUGAGCGUCAUUCGCACUCGCGCGUCGAGUACAUGAUCAAGGCCAAAUCCAACUUUAAGCGUCGCUCGACGGCCAACAACGUGCAGAUUAUCGUGCCCGUGCCUGCGGAUGCGGACACGCCAACGUUCAAGACAGUCAUGGGCACGUGCAAGUAUGCGCCAGAGUUGUCGGCCGUGGUCUGGACCAUCAAGCAGUUUCCCGGUGGCAAAGAGUUUAUGAUGCGCGCCCACUUCAACCUGCCCUCGGUCGAGUCGGAGGAGGCCGAAUCUCGCCCUCCGAUCCAAGUGAAGUUUGAGAUUCCCUACUUUACCACCUCGGGCAUCCAGGUGCGCUAUCUUAAGAUUAUCGAGAAGAGCGGUUAUCAGGCGUUGCCGUGGGUGCGCUACAUCACCAUGAACGGCGACUACCAAAUUCGUACGACCUAGGCGACAGAGGGCCCAGGGCACUGUGGCGCUGCUGUCCCAAUGCUCUCGCUCCAUCUAGCCUCUCUUGCUUGUGUCAUGCGCGACUGUCUGUGUCUUAUUUCUUUUUGUCCGUGGUGCUUGGUGGGUUUGAUGGCGCGCGAGAUUGGCGAGAGAGGAUGGCUUGUGUUUUCUGUGUAAGCAAUCC
Molecule: messenger RNA, 1723 nt
Organism: Monosiga brevicollis MX1
Lineage: Eukaryota; Choanoflagellata; Craspedida; Salpingoecidae
Exons: 8
Coding region: 262-1539 (425 amino acids)
Biological process (GO): intracellular protein transport; vesicle-mediated transport
Cellular component (GO): clathrin-coated vesicle; clathrin adaptor complex
Molecular function (GO): clathrin-cargo adaptor activity
Source: RefSeq, a predicted model, not a curated record